This is a messenger RNA of Bicyclus anynana (squinting bush brown), 4251 nucleotides long. It is a transcript of the gene RabX1, whose product is annotated as ras-related protein Rab-31. Lineage: Eukaryota; Metazoa; Arthropoda; Insecta; Lepidoptera; Nymphalidae. The record is from RefSeq and is a predicted model, not a curated record. The transcript has 6 exons. Gene Ontology annotation, molecular function: GTP binding; GTPase activity. The coding region runs from base 150 to 830 and encodes 226 amino acids.
GUCUUACUUCACAAAUAUUUUCUGUGAUGUUGUGAAAGGACGUCGAAGGUUUUUAAAAAUGUUUGCGCUUAAAAAAUUAUCUUGCAAUAACACAAAACAAUGAGAACAUUCGUUAUUUAUUGAACACGGUUAUUUUAGUGUGGUGUAAAAUGAAAGUUGUUGAAGCUAAAAUUGUUGUAUUGGGUUCGCAAGGUGUAGGCAAAACCAGCCUGGUGGUGCGGUACAUAGGCAAGAUGUUCUCUAAGCACAUCUCACCAACUAUAGGAGCUUCGUUUUUCACCUGCAACAUCAACCUGGAAGACGCCAGGAUAAAAUUACAGGUGUGGGACACAGCGGGCCAGGAGCGGUUCCGCUCGAUGGCGCCCAUGUACUACAGGAACGCCAACGCAGCGCUGCUUGUGUAUGACAUCACCAGCGCCAACAGCUUCGCCGCCAUCAAGGGCUGGGUCAAAGAGCUGCAGAGCAAUGUCCCCGAGCCCAUGGUCCUAUCUUUAGUCGGCAACAAGUGCGAUCUACAAGAAAGCCGAGCGGUGACGCAGAGCGAGGCGGCGCAGUUCGCCGCGUCCAUCGGCGCCGCCUACUGCGAGACGUCCGCCUUGCAUGACCAGGGGAUCGACCAAGUGUUUCUCAACACGGCGAGUGAACUGUUAAAGAUGUCUUCAUCAAGUCUCGUGUCGUCUCUGAGAUCUUACGACUCUACGGAUACUGACGAAAAGCUGCCUAUAGGAACCCCUACAGAAGAGAAAGCUACUCACACGGGGAAAGUGGAACUACCCGCGUUGAACGCUGACGUGAAACUCGGGGAAUUACAGAAGAGCUUGUGUUGCUAGCGUGAAUAUAUUAAAAAUUUGCCCAUUAAUGGGGAAUUUUUUUAAGGACAUUACUGAAUCAAUUAAAUUUUCAUCGUUCUUCCGUCCAUCUGAUAUUAAUUAGAUGAGAGUGACUGUUAGAUUAAAGUUGAUUCCAACAAUUACUUGAACAUUGUUUUUUAGAGAUUUUAGAGAUUUUAAGUUUACAUUUAAAAGCUAUAGAAAUUGCUAGAUACUUUGUAUUAUUAUUGUACAAUUUUACAAUGUUAUUAAGGACAAGGUUAAAGAAUAUAAUUUGUUUUUUUAUUAAUUUUGGAUAUGAAACAUCUAUUGGCGCGUGUUGCUAGUAAAAUCGACUUUGAUACUAUGACGACUAACUUUGCUAGUGAUGGCAACGCUAUGUCGCCGAUCGAUUUUUAUUAGUAGGUAUUUCUAUAUAUGGACAAGAAUAAAUGUUUCAUAUUUACCGUGCAUCCCAUGAUGGCCUAUUUUUAGGGUUUCAGUUUUAAUUAAUGUAUGUGUAUCUAUUUGCAAUAUUGCUGUGUUUUACUUGCCGUAAUACUAAAACAAAUAAAUUGUUUUAAUUAACUUUCUUUGUAUCUUGCCAUAAAAUUUUCUGAUAGGGGAAUAUAUAGUUUUUACUGUUUAUAAUAUUAAAAUGAAAUGAGUAAUUAUUUUGUUUAUGUAAUUGUUAAUUUAAAAAAAAAUCCCCAACCAGAAAAUUUUAAAGAUAUGGGGCUCUGUUGGUGAUGGAUAUGUCACAAUUUGACAUCACAAGAUAUAAGUAAUUUUGCACUUGUGUGCCAAUACUCUGACUUAUUGUUUUGUUGUCAUGGUUACGUUAUAGUUUGUAUAGUUUUGUGCUCAAACGGGCGGUAUCUUUAGAAUUAUAAUUUAUAAACUUUCGAAUUAUACAGGGUGCUCGGGAGUAUUUCCCGGUUAUAUUUUUUACCGAGAAUUAAUUAAAAAAAGUUAAAAAUGGAUUGUACAUGUAUUCUAAAAUUAAAAUUUUCGGGGUAAAUAUAUAUUUUUUUGUAAAUAGAUCUUAAAAUGUGCCCCUUAUAAGCAUCCUUAUAAUUAUGACGUAGCCAAAUUUUACUUAGGUUGUGGCACUAAAAGCUGAACGGACCCCAAUAGAUGAAUGUUUUUGCUAAAAUCCCGAAAAAUAAAAUAAAUUAGGUUACUUACGCGUGUACAUAAAUCACAACACAGCAAUGUUUUCACUUAUGGUUUUUGUUUAAUUAACUGAAAACGGAGGUAUAUUAGAAUAAACUAGCUGAAAACCGCGACUUUGUCUGCGUGAAUUUUGCUUUUCUCGCGUUUCAUUCAAAGUUGACCAAAACGCUUAAACGUUCAUCUUUUGGUGCAACUACCCUAUUUUAAAAUGUAAGAAUAGAUAAUGGCGUGUGUUACAUGAAUAGUCGGAAUUAUUUGAAUUACUUUGUAUGAAAACAAAAAAGUUUUUAUUUUAUAGUUAAAAAAAAAAAUUAUUACGCAGUUCGGCUCCUAUAGUGGACUCAUCAACUCCUAGAAGAUAAAGGAUUUCUCCUUAUGGAAAAUACCCCCGAGCAUCCUGUAUAUAAGUUUCAACUAUUUCUGUUAAUUUCGAAGAUUUGUCGAUAAAAUAACCGACACGAACGUACGUCACCACUAUAUUCCGUCCUGCGGCCUUAUUAUGUAUCUCAGUGUCCCAUUCGAACAACGAGUCACUACAUCGAUUUUCGUCGUAUUUUCGUUUUUGUGAUCAUCUAAUAUAGUUAUUUCUACGAACUUACCUUGACUACGUAAUUUUUCAUCAAGUGGCAAUGAUGUUUUGUUUUAACAAUCGUCUUAUAUGAAUAUUUGAACAAAAUAACGUAAAUAUCAGUUUUUCGUUAAAAUAACGUAAAUAUCAGUUUUUCGUUAAAAUAACGUAAAUAUCAGUUUUUCGUUAAAAUAACGUAAAUAUCAGUUUCUCGUUAAAAUAACGUAAAUAUCAGUUUCUCGUUAAAAUAACGUAAAUAUCAGUUUCUCGUUAAAAUAACGUAAAUAUCAGUUUCUCGUUAAAAUAACGUAAAUAUCAGUUUUUCGUUAAAAUAACGUAAAUAUCAGUUUUUCGUUAAAAUAACGUAAAUAUCAGUUUUUCGUUAAAAUAACGUAAAUAUCAGUUUCUCGUUAAAAUAACGUAAAUAUCAGUUUUUCGUUAAAAUAACGUAAAUAUCAGUUUUUCGUUAAAAUAACGUAAAUAUCAGUUUCUCGUUAAAAUAACGUAAAUAUCAGUUUUUCGUUAAAAUAACGUAAAUAUCAGUUUCUCGUUAAAAUAACGUUAAUAUCAGUUUCUCGUUAAAAUAACGUAAAUAUCAGUUUUUCGUUAAAAUAACGUAAAUAUCAGUUUUUCGUUAAAAUAACGUAAAUAUCAGUUUUUCGUUAAAAUAACGUAAAUAUCAGUUUCUCGUUAAAAUAACGUAAAUAUCAGUUUUUCGUUAAAAUAACGUAAAUAUCAGUUUCUCGUUAAAAUAAAGUAAAUAUCAGUUUCUCGUUAAAAUAACGUAAAUAUCAGUUUUUCGUUAAAAUAACGUAAAUAUCAGUUUUUCGUUAAAAUAACGUAAAUAUCAGUUUCUCGUUAAAAUAACGUAAAUAUCAGUUUUUCGUUAAAAUAACGUAAAUAUCAGUUUCUCGUUAAAAUAACGUAAAUAUCAGUUUUUCGUUAAAAUAACGUAAAUAUCAGUUUUUCGUUAAAAUAACGUAAAUAUCAGUUUCUCGUUAAAAUAACGUAAAUAUCAGUUUUUCGUUAAAAUAACGUAAAUAUCAGUUUUUCGUUAAAAUAACGUAAAUAUCAGUUUUUCGUUAAAAUAACGAUACUACCUGCUACUAUCAAUAAUAGACUGACGGCCUCCGUGGCGCAGUGGUAUGCGCGGUGGAUUUAAUGACGGAGGUCCUGGGUUCGAUAUAGAACCCGAAAGGAGUGUGGAUUUUCAUCCUCCUCCUAACAUGUUAGCCCGCUUCCAUCUUAGAUUACAUCAUCACUUACCAUCAGGUGAGAUUGUAGUCAAGUGCUAACUUGUUAAGAAUAAUCAAAAAUCAAAUCAGACUAAUGUUGCUUUACGUAAAAUGACGAUUAUUGUAUUGUGUCAUUUCGUUGAAAACACAAUGUUAGAUGAUGAUGAUGAUGAUGAAUGAUACACCGAGUUACAUAAUAGCCCUGCUGAUCACACUACAUAAUACAGCACCGUCCGCCAUAUUAGCUCUGUAUCAUACAUAAUUUUCAAUUUCUAAUAUUUUUACCGAAAUCUCUCAUACACCGAAUUUAUGUGAUUUUUAAUGACGAAAUAUUGUUAAUGGAAUAUUGUUAUAAUAAUUAAGAAUUUUGAUAUUAUUAUUGUUAUUACUUACCUACUACUUAAAAGACACUACUUUUGUAUUUCUUGGAUAUAUUGUGAUAUUAAAGAAAUUAAUAUUUUGA